ACACACAAUUGUUUUAUAGAUAGUUGGGUUGUGAUUUAUACCGUUAUUGGAAAUGAUAAAAUCUUCAUUGUUUUAUCAACUUUUGUGCGUGAAUAUUAAUGACACGAAAAGGACCUUAUAGUGCACAAUAAUAUCAUAGUUUCCACACAAAAUGGAGAACAUUAGCAUUGUAAAUAACAAAAGUAACCAGUUGGAUGAAGAAGAUGUUUCUAUACAUCUCGGGGACGACGAAAUAUUGUCCUGUAACGGGGCAGCAAGUGAUAGUUUAAUAUCAGAAACAACUGCAUUAUUGUCCUCUGAAGACAGUCAUUUACAUCUGCAACAAUCUUUUACUGGACAAAAUCCAACAUUAAGUUCAGAUUCAGAUAUCCAAUUACAUUGUUCUCAAUUUCCUCUUCAAAAAAGAGAUUUUAGAAACUCGUCAGUAAACGAACUUUCUGAUGAAACGUUUCUCAAACUGAACAUUGAUGAGGAGUUUCGUGACCUUCCGGAUGGUAAACAAUAUCAUUUAUUUGUGUCAUAUUCCUCUGGAGACGUUAUUGAAGUCAACAAGAUUUGUGGACAACUCGAGAAAAGAUUUUUCUUGAAAUGUUUGAACUAUGAAAGGGAUUUUACUCCUGGAAAGAGGAUAGAUCAAAACAUUUACGAUACAAUGAUACAGAGUGUAGCUGUAUUGACAGUUUUGAGUCCUAAUUUCAUUGAGAGCUCAUGGUGUAUGACAGAAGCUCAACAUGCUCUAGAUCUAUCGUAUAAGUCUAGGAACCAUUUAAGACUGAUUCCUAUUCUUAUCCGUACUCCAGACGAAGAAUUACCAACGUUAUUGAAAUCUCAUCGCUACAUAGAUGCACGGAACAUAGAAGACAUUCCAGCCAAAAUAUUUGAUGUGUAUUCCAAUCCUGGUGUAAACAAACUUGAAUUCAUAGAACAGACAGUCGAUAAAAGCGGUCAGAAUGGUGCAACAAAUUGGUACCUCCAAGCCGAUAGGCAUUCACAUCUUUGUGAUAAAGUGUAUACCUAUCAGUUUCCUAAAUUAACAGAAGCAAAUGUGGACAAAAUAACAGCCUACAAUCCUAAUUGUGAAGAACAAGUCAGGACUGUGAUAUCGUAUGUGAAUAAUCAUACAUUUAUAAAGUACUACAGAAUACUUAACAGCCAGACGUGCUCAUGUUUAGCCUGUUUACUAGUAUGGAUGAUAACAGCCCUAAUUUCUUUAGCACUGGGCAAUUUUAUAAUAACCAUAAGGCGGAAUACAGAAGGAUCGACGGGAUUGGUUUUGAUGUCAGUUGGAGCUGUAGUUGUAUCUAUUGCAGCAAGUUGUGCAUGGUGUAUUGCUUUUUCAAAAAAAAAAUCAAAAUUAUUGGUUAACCUACAGACUGGGAUUUGGAACAUAAACGAAAAAUAUUACGAAAGCAGCAAGUGUUUGAUUGAGUUUGUAACUUACACUGAUUAUCCCUGUCUUGAAGGAACUAGAUAUGACACAUCAAAAUGCAAGGAACAUUUAUGUUCAUUUGUGAAGAAUAAACUAGAAUGGGAUGUGGAAGAAAGAAUCAAAGUGUAUGUGAACACUCUCAUUAAAAAAAUGCUAAAAGCCUUGCAAUUCAAAGGAUUCAAAAACUGGAGGUUAUUUGAAGAAUGUGAAUUCAAUAUUCAUAAUACCUGGAAAAACAGACAAUGUCUUUGUCAAAUGAUAGAAAAAGAGCUGAAUGCCAUGUUAAAAUAAUGGACAUGAAGGUUGUGUAAGGUUUCGAAUAGUUUCCUUCGGGAUGAAGUUAAUUCCAGAAAAACGCCAAGAGCACUAAAUUUGUAACCUUUUUGUACUUGUUCAGCAAUGCAUUCUUUAUAUAAAUUUAUAUAUA
Molecule: messenger RNA, 1856 nt
Organism: Mytilus californianus (California mussel)
Lineage: Eukaryota; Metazoa; Mollusca; Bivalvia; Mytilida; Mytilidae
Exons: 9
Coding region: 152-1720 (522 amino acids)
Biological process (GO): signal transduction
Source: RefSeq, a predicted model, not a curated record